AUGGCACUCACCGAAGCCCCGGGCCCGGAUCCGGAGAAGCGGGUUCACUCGGACAUCAACCCCGCCGAGGAUGACCACCCCGUCUCGAAGCACUACAUCGCCGACGAGGCCGGCGCGCUCGGUCCUGAAGAAGCUGGACAGGCGGAUCCUCCCGUUCCUUACGGCUGGACGAGCAGCAUCUUCUACUCGGGCUACCUGUUCGCCGAGUACCCCGGCGUCGCCGUGCCGCAGCGCUUCCCCGCGGCAAAGUUCCCCGGCGCCAACAUCGUGCUCCGGGGCGCGCCGUCCUCAUGA
Messenger RNA from Colletotrichum navitas, 294 nucleotides. RefSeq lists its product as uncharacterized. The record is from RefSeq and is a predicted model, not a curated record. NCBI's taxonomy places the organism in Eukaryota, Fungi, Ascomycota, Sordariomycetes, Glomerellales, Glomerellaceae. The transcript has 2 exons. The coding region runs from base 1 to 294 and encodes 97 amino acids.